AGGUAUAAAUGACGCGACGCGGACGCGAGCCGCGCAAGUUUUCGUAUUGCUCGAACAUGACACGUCGUGGCUCUCGUUCUCGCAUUCUGAUAUGCGCCUAUCUGGCGUUCGUCACCGUCGCACUCGCGGCCGAUCAAGAAAAAUGCGAUAAAACAAAGUGUCCGGGCCCAUUGGCAUAUUACGAGUCUCUCGGUUGUAGUCCGGUGUUUGCAAACGAGGGCGAUUGUUGCGCGACAAAAUAUAACUGUGAACAUCUGAAAGAGAAAUCCUCUACCAAGUGUUACGUCAAUGGAAAGGCGUACGAGAUCGGAGAGAAACUUAAGGAUGAGGAUUCAAAUCCUUGUGACAUUGGUUGCACCUGCACCGCAGGAUAUAGCACAGGAAUCGCCGAGUUCAAUUGCGCGAUAGUUGAUUGCUUCAGUCCACCAGUAAGACCAGGUUGCUACAGAAGGGAUUCCCCGUUAAAUUGUUGUCCCGGAGAGGAAGUUUGUCCUGAAAAGCCUGAAGCUAGAGCUGUUUGUAAUGUUGACGGAAAGGAAUAUAAAGAUGGAGAACACUUCAAAAUUGAAAGCGAUCCGGAUUUAAGUUGUAUAUGCCAACCGGGCUAUGAAGGGAAAAAUGUUGAACCUUUCUGCGCAAAGCCUAAGCGUCCGUAUUGCAGUCCCGAGUUCAGAAAUGCACACGACAUUAUUAAUAAUUGCCCUCCGGUUUAUUACUCAAGUCAAUCGCCACAGGCUGACUGCAGCGUGUUUUCGAGAUGCCAAAACGAUAAUGACACUGUUAUUCACAACGAGGACAACUCAAAGUCCGUCGACAAAACCUCCCAUGACGAAAAUGACGUUUGUCAUUUUGGCAAUACGGUCAUGCAUCGUGGCGAUGAGUUGAAUCAAGCUACAGACUACAGUUCUGUGUGCGUUAAAUGCGUUUGCGAGGUGCCUCCUUUGCCUACUUGUCAGCGUUUACCGGAUGAGGAAUGCGAUGUCACAAACCAUGCGCCUUUCAAUCAUUAAACAUUUCAAAAUCUGUGAUAAUGUGACCACUUCUGUUAUUUGACUCAAAAUUUUGUAGUAAAUUAGUACAUAAAUGUAAACACCUCUUUACAUAUGUGUCGUUCCAGUGUAAUUUGCAUUUCUUUUACUUGUAAUAAAAGGAUGUUUUUUCCGUACUGCACGUUAAAAAA
Messenger RNA from Wasmannia auropunctata (little fire ant), 1180 nucleotides. Its product is annotated as kielin/chordin-like protein. The transcript is spliced from 7 exons. NCBI's taxonomy places the organism in Eukaryota, Metazoa, Arthropoda, Insecta, Hymenoptera, Formicidae. The coding region runs from base 9 to 1010 and encodes 333 amino acids. The record is from RefSeq and is a predicted model, not a curated record.